AUGGAAGAAAAUACUGCCGCAAUUGCUAGUUUAAUUAGUAAAGCGAUUAUUAAUUUAGGACAAGGCAUUACUGGAAAAUUAAGUGAAAUAAGAGGAGAAAUGGUCGCUAACUUCCAAGAAAUUUCUAACCUUCGACAAGAAAUAGAUAACUUUCGCAAUAAUCUAAAUGCCUUAGAUAAAGAUAUUGAAAACUUUCGUCAUGAAUUUACUCGCUUACAAGAUAAUGUGAAAAACUCAAUUCAACUAUCCAGUCAACAAAUAACUAGUCAAUUUAGUUCCCAGAUAAAUAAUCUACAAAGCCAGAUUAGUCAAUUGGCUAGUCGUCCAGUGGCUAGUUCUUCGGGUGGUGGUGGAGUUAGCACCGAUGAUUAUAACAAUUUGGUUAAGAAAAAUAACAAAAGAAGUGAAAUUGUUAGUAAUUUUGUCCGCAAAAUGAAUAAUUGUUUAAGUUCGAGCAGCAGUGGCCAGCAAGUCUCGAAAAUAGUUCAAGAAUUUAUUGACGAAUGGAAUGCUAGUUUGUAA
Messenger RNA from Paraglomus occultum, 522 nucleotides. The record is from the annotation of a GenBank genome assembly. NCBI's taxonomy places the organism in Eukaryota, Fungi, Glomeromycota, Glomeromycetes, Paraglomerales, Paraglomeraceae.